Molecule: messenger RNA, 4600 nt
Organism: Styela clava
Lineage: Eukaryota; Metazoa; Chordata; Ascidiacea; Stolidobranchia; Styelidae
Molecular function (GO): oxidoreductase activity
Source: RefSeq, a predicted model, not a curated record
UUAAAUGAGGCUUGGGCCAAACUUAACAAACAAAAUACACGAUAGUAUUGAACUUUCGGGCUUUCGUUCUUUUAACAAUUACGUUGAUAAUGACCAAUACCUACAAUCUCAUGCAAAGAUAAUGUGGGCAGUGGGCACGUAUACGUAAACUUGAUGGCAGAGGAGGCCGUAAUCAACCUGUGGUUACUAGGAUAUGGCUGACAUAUCAUUUACUCAAUCCAAAUUCCUGAAUUCAGAAAUUUCAUGAGUGGCAGAAAUAUUUUUUCAUAAUCCUUCCAUAUUCUGUCUUGAUAUAGUAUCAAGGUAUUUCAUUACUGUAUUCCUUUUUUAAUUGUAUUUUGGGAGUUUCUUUUUCACCUGUUAUAGUUAUUCUCAUGGUACAAUGGAUGUCAAAAAGGAAAAGAAUUUUGCAAAAACAGAUGAACAGACCAACAAAUCAGAGUUGAUUAAUUACAUAAACCAUAAUGUGAUUGGAAAAGACGCUGUAUUUUCAGGCCCUUUCGGGAUACGGAAAAUCUUAUAUUGUGAUUACAUAGCAUCUGGAAGACCUUUAGCCAGCAUUGAAGAUUUUCUUCAAAAGCAUGUUUUGCCAAUGUAUGGCAAUACCCACACAACCACGUCUGUCACAUCUUUGCAGAUGACAUUUUUCCGCCAAGAAGCAAGAGAUAUUAUACGAAAUGCAGUACGAGCAAGUGAACAUGACGCUGUAAUAUUUGCCGGAAGUGGUGUAACAGGUUCAGUUCAUAAGUUGAUCAACGCUCUUAAUUUUUCUAAACCACCAGUGGUAUUUUGUGGGCCUUUUGAACACCAUUCCAACUUACUACCAUGGCGUGAAAUAGCAUUUGAAGUUGUGCGUAUAAGUGAGAACGCAAAUGGAGACCUUAAUCUUCACCAUCUUGAGGCUGCAUUGGAGGAAUGGGAAAAAGUAGGAUUGCCAAUGGUAGGAUGCUUUUCCGCUGCGUCCAAUGUAACUGGACGUUUAGCAGACACUGUUGCAACCUCUAUACUCUUGCAUCGUUACGGAGCAUUGUCUCUGUGGGAUUAUGCAACUGCUGCACCUUAUACAGAGAUUACUAUGCAUCCAGUUGUUGCAAAUGGGAAUGCAUCGAAAGACGCAAUUUUUAUAUCACCACAUAAAUUUGUAGGUGGAGUGAAUACACCAGGGGUGCUCGUUGCCUCCAAGACAGUUUUCAAUAAUCCAGUCCCAUCUGAUUGCGGUGGGGGUUCUGUAUUCUUCGUCUCUGAUAACAAUCAUAAAUACUUAAAAGAUGAAGAAACAAGGGAGGAAGGCGGAACCCCUGAUAUUAUAGGUUCAAUUCGUGCGGGAUUAGCUUUUAAACUGAAAGAAGAUAUUGGAAGUAAAGAAAUAAUGAAACAUGAAAAUGAUAUUUAUAACCAUGUUUUAAAUGCAUGGAAAGAUGUUCAAAGUAUUGAAAUACUAGGUCUGACUGAUUCUCACAAAAAUAAUAAUAAAAAGACACUUGCUGUGUUUUCAUUCAUGAUUCGUCAUCUUGACUCAGGGUUGUAUUUACAUUAUAGUUUCAUUGCUGCAUUAUUGAAUGAUCUAUUUGGAAUUCAAGCAAGAGGUGGAUGUGCUUGUGCUGGUCCAUAUGCUCAAGAUCUGCUAGGGAUAAGUUCUGAUAAAGUGGCAAGAUUUGAAAAAGCGUUAACUGAAGAUUCAAGAUUGGAUCGAAGGCAUUUACGAAGGUUUAAGGAAUAUUCUCCACAUGAAGUGUUGAGGCCGGGCUUUGUUCGGCUGAGUCUUCCAUACUUUACAACAAAUGAAGAAGCUGAUUUUAUAAUUGAAGCAGUUAAAAUGAUUGCAGAAAAUGGUUGGAAUAUACUGCCCAAUUAUUUAUUUAACCCGGAAACUGGAGAAUGGAUGCAUGUAAAACAGAAGGUCUUUAACGAUAGGAAAUGGCUUGGUCAGGCAAAGUUCACGACUUCAGGAAUGACUUUCCGGGCACCGACACUUGACGAAACGAAAGGAAGUUUGCCUGACACUUUUGAAAAAUGUUUAUCAUUAGCUAAAGAAGUGUUUGAAAAAGCAAAACGAGCACCUGAAACCUUUCUACCAAAUCAUGAUUCUAUAUUUAAUAAAUCUGUGGAAGAUUUGAGAUGGUUCUUAACACCAUCGGAAGCGCGAAUGUGGGUUACAAAAUCUCAAGGUCGCAAAGUACAAGCGCUUCCUAAGCGAACUCCUUCUUUCACAGUACGAAAAAAAAUCACAGAGCUGACUUUGGAGGAAAUCAAUAAGAAGGUUUCAAUUUCAGAAUUUACAAAAGAAAAAAUUUCGCGAAUACUUAACAGGCAAGAAUCGAAUCACAAAACUCCAGGUGUGAACGGAGAAGACAAUUCUUCAUUGCAUACUAAUGGGCAGGUUUUGUCCAAAGAUAAAACCGAUAUAAUUAUGUCAAAUAGCAUUCCUGAUAAUGGCCAUACAAAUGGUGAAAUCAAUGGAAACGAUAGCAGCUUACAAAUGAAUUCUUGUUCAAAAAAUGGCAGAGCGAAUACACCAUCAGAAGUGAAAUUCAUUUCACCACCUAAAAGGCUAUUCAAGCUGACAGUUCAAGCAAUUGAAGAUUUUAAAAUGAUUAAUUCAGGUGAUAGAGUACUUGUCUGUCUUUCUGGCGGAAAGGAUUCACUAUCAUUACUCCACACAUUACGCCAAUAUCAAUUUUACGCAAAGAAACAAGGUGUGGAUUUUGAACUUGGGGCUGUCACUGUUGACCCCAAAACAGAAUCUUAUGAUCCUUCUCCGUUAAUUGAAUAUUUAUCUGCUUUAGGUUUGCCUUAUUUUUAUGAAGAACAGGCUAUAUUGGACCAAGCUUUAUCAUUACCUGAAGUCACCUCAAUAUGUGCUUUCUGUUCUCGUAUGAAACGAGGAAGGCUUUAUCAUUGCGCACGUAGGGAGAAAUGGAAUGUUUUAGCGAUGGGACAACAUCUCGAUGAUUUAGCGGAAAGUUUUCUAAUGUCGACGUUUCAAAACGGCCUUCUUCGAACCAUGAAGGCUAAUUACACAGUAAAAGAACGUGAUUUAAGAGUAAUCCGACCAUUUAUUUAUGUUCGUGAAAAGGACACAAGGGACUUUGCGGAAAAUUCAAUUCUUCCUGUCAUCCCUGAAAACUGUCCAGCAUGUUUUGAAGCUCCUAAAGAAAGACAUAGGAUGAAACAACUUCUGGCGUCGCAGGAAAUUUUGCAUCCUAAAUUGUUCUACAGUCUGAAAGAAGCGCUGCGACCGCUAAUGUCAAAAAACGAAACAGGAAUGGAGUCUGGUGGUAAAAAUCCUAUUGUUUUGCAUACUGGUAACAAUGCUUAUGACAGUGAUGAAUAAGUUGUUUCUUAUGGGUAUUGAGAUAUAUUUUUAAUCUUUUUGUGUAUGAAUCUAGCAAUGCCUUUACCUCAAGUUUUUUUUUUUGGUUGAAAAUGAUUUAUCAUGUUUACCCAGCCUUACAAUAUGUUAGUUUACUGUAUAUAGACUGCUCUCUCAUAUUGAAGAUUUUCUGCUAAAUAUAGGCGCAAUGUACCGGUAGUCACUUUUGCAUUUAGAUAUGGCUGUGUUACAAUAGGACUGUUAUAUGCUGAAACAUCAGUUUAAUAGGCAUAAAAAAUUUGCGUUUUGUAAUUUUAAAUAGUGUGACAAGGUAUGGCAAUACCAAAUAUUGCUAAAUUUGAGUUUCAUAACAAAAAAAUUCUGGUUGGGGAAUUCCACUGAAUGUGAUGAUAUUGAUUAUUUAAAUCAUUUUCCAGACAUGUAUAACUUUUAAUGUUGGCAUUAUUGUAAACUGAAAGUUUCGUUUGAAUCCUAAAAAGUAUUGUACAGCUUCUUUAAAAAUGUAUAGAAUUUUCAUAUGUUUCCCCGGAGAAAAGACAUCUUAAUGGCGGACAUGAGCUCUGUACAGGGUAUAGGAAUAAAUACCUGGUCAUUUGUUUCAGAUACAUGGUCUUGAUUUUUAUUGUACUCUUAUUAUUUAUUAAUAAAUAUUGAUUCAUACUUCCAGCAAUAAUCACUACUGAUUUAACAAACGGGUUUUAAAUUAUAAAUAUCCUGAUCAUGAAUUUUAAUUUUACCAUACAAUUUUUACUGUUGGAAUCAAUAUUUAGAACUUUUCCCCACGCAGUUUCAGUUUUAUUGUUUACCUGGGAUGGGACAAUCAGUGGUUCUUAUCUUACCACUGAAUAUCUUAUAAUAAUCAUUUUAUUGAAUUGUAAUCAGAUAUUAAAAAGGUUGUUGUGCUUGUGUUUUUUUAUAGUGAUUUCUAAGGUUCAAAUUUAAGCAUAUUAAUUACGACUAAUAGAUAGAUGUAUUGGUAGUUAUACUAUUUUUCUCCAAUGUGAAUACUUGGUAUUAUUUUUAAUCAAAUUAUAGGUCCGUCAUUUAUAGUUUCAAUUAGUUUUGUGUGAAUUUCAAUUUACUCAUUGAACACUGUUCAAAUCGUGAAAAUUUCCUUCUUCAUGGUUGAAUUAGUUAGCGUUGUUUUUAUUUUAAAUUUAAAAAGGGUCUUAAUUCAAAAGCCCUAGCUUCUCUCUUCCACAUUAAAAUUCAUUUUGCUCAUCACAAAUUACUGGUACAAACCGUUUUAAUUACCUUUUUUCAGAA